AUGCAGGCUUUCGUUCCAAAGAACCGGAGGCCCAGAUUUGAGCUUGUCCUCAGGAUAAACGAUAUCAACAAUGUCCCUCUGGGCAACGGGACCGUUUGGGCGCGUUGGCGCCUACCAUCAUCUAGUGCCACAGAACACCAGGGUCAUACCGAGAAAGCGCCCCUGUCUGAUCACCGUGCUUACUGGAAUUAUGAGAAGGCCCUCCAAGUGAGGCUUACGAUUGACCGAAACUCCAUGCUCCAGGAGUGUGAGAUCAAUUUUGAGAUUAUCCAAGAGUUCCAUUCUUCUCCCGCCAAUGAGAAGAAUGCACUAGGGAAAAUCAAACUGAAUCUUGCCGAAUAUGUGGACAAGGUUGAUGAAGACGAGGGGGUUGUCAGGCGAUACUUGAUGUCGGACUGCAAAGUCAAUAGCACCGUCAAGAUUGGCAUUGCUAUGCGCCAAAUUGAAGGAGAUCGCAGUUUCACCACACCACCUCUGAAAUCUGCCACCGUCUUUGGAGGAAUCGCAAGAGUUGUACACUCGGCCGAACCGGGUGACUCAGAGGAACUCGGACAUCUUCCAUCUAUUAUCACAAAGACCCGAGAAGUGGUUGAUAUGCAAGACAUGUAUCGCCGCACCCUUGCAGCCUCAUGGACUUCUCGAGCCUGUGAUCUACCCGCAGAUAAGCUCAUUGAGGAGCUUUUCGCGGGGAGCUCCUGUUGGAACAACGAAUCCCAUAAUAUCCACGGUGACACUUACGCAGACAAUCACAAUGAUCACCUAAGCGCAGAGGCUGUGUCUCAGCAAACACCUUCUGGAAAACGACUGUCACCUAGCUUCGAGAGGCGCCACAAGAGCAUUUCGAGCAGCCAUUCACAUGGGAGUGGAAAGACACCUGAUUCACAUUCCACUCAUGGACACUCGCAGAAGGGUGGCAGCAUUGAACAGCAACUCUAUGAUGGGGCGAAAGGACGGGGAUGGAAGCAACGGCAUCCUGAACACGAACUGUGCGAGUUCGAUGUAAGAGAGGACUUGCGGAGCUGGGACAUUGCUGUAAAGGAUGAGCAAUGA
Messenger RNA from Penicillium daleae, 1050 nucleotides. Its product is annotated as N-terminal C2 domain-containing protein. The coding region runs from base 1 to 1050 and encodes 349 amino acids. The transcript has 5 exons. NCBI's taxonomy places the organism in Eukaryota, Fungi, Ascomycota, Eurotiomycetes, Eurotiales, Aspergillaceae. The record is from RefSeq and is a predicted model, not a curated record.